This is a messenger RNA of Sardina pilchardus (European sardine), 6204 nucleotides long. It is a transcript of the gene rapgef2b, whose product is annotated as Rap guanine nucleotide exchange factor 2b. Gene Ontology annotation, biological process: small GTPase-mediated signal transduction. Gene Ontology annotation, molecular function: guanyl-nucleotide exchange factor activity; protein binding. The coding region runs from base 562 to 5547 and encodes 1661 amino acids. The record is from RefSeq and is a predicted model, not a curated record. Lineage: Eukaryota; Metazoa; Chordata; Actinopteri; Clupeiformes; Clupeidae. The transcript is spliced from 29 exons.
CAUGGUGGCGAACAACACAGCCCCGUUACGGCGGAUUUCUCGUCACUUUUAAAAACCUUCAAAAUGUCUGAUAAAUAAAUGCUGACACUGACUCGCGACAGAAAAUACCAUCGUCGAAAAUGGACUCUUGCGGGAAUAUGCGCAUACUUUCUUCCUGUACAAAGGGGGAUUUGGAACGAGUAUAGCCAAAGAAAGGGCAGACUGCUGAAGAAUGCCUUUUCCUCCCCCGACACCGCUUAAAUAAAGGGACGAUUUCUCCAGAAACGCGCCGAGCAGAGAAACCUAAUCACCCCGUCGGCACCGAGGAGGAUCCGCUCAGCCCGACUCCAGGCAGGCGUUGGCGAGAGGAAACCGCCACAUCCUGCGGGCUCGGAGCGGCGGCGCAAAGCAACCCCGCGGCUCACCCUGUGGCCUGGGGACGGAGCUAAGCCUCGACCCAUGGGCCACUGAAGUAGUCGCGCAGUUACCUAAACACUGUGUCGUUCGCUGAAAACGGUGUAGAGAAUUGGGAGUUAAACGGUUGGAUUUAAGUUUUCACUGGUGUUGCUGUUUUCCUACACAAUGGCGUCUUACGUGGAUAACCGCUUUCGGCAGGCGGUGAUGAUGAACCCGGCGGAGAGGACGCAACAGGAUCUGGAGGUGGUGUACUCAUAUCUGCAUGGGAUGGAGGCGCUGUCUAAUCUGAGAGAGCACCAGCUCAGGAUCAUGUGUGAAACGGUCCGCUAUGAGAGACAUGAAGCCAAUGAGGUCCUUUACUAUCCUGAUGACGUGGGCAACUGCUGGUACAUCCUGCUCUCCGGUUCCGUCUUCAUCAAGGAGUCCAUGUUCCUGCCUAGGAGCAGCUUCGGUAAGCGCUCGGCCGGCAGCCUGCGUCGUGGAUGUGAGUGCAUCGUUCUGGAACCCUCCGAGAUGAUUGUGGUGGACUAUAUGGACGAGAAUGAGGAGUAUUUCCAGAGGCAGGCUUCCCAUCGCCAGUCGCGCCGCCGCUUCCGCAAGAUCAACCAGAAGGGCGAGCGGCAGACCAUCAUCGAUACCGUGGACCCCUACCCCCCCGGCAAGCCCCCGCCAGCACGCGCAUGCCACACGCUCCCUGCGGACUUCAGCAGACUGCAUCUGGCUGACGGUCUCCACCCCCAGGUGACGCACGUGAGCUCCAGCCAAUCAGGAUGUAGCAUCACCAGCGACUCUGGAAGCAGCAGCCUGUCCGACAUCUACCAGGCGACGGAGAGCGAGCCGGGCGACAUGGACCUGAGUGGCCUGCCGGAGACGGCGGUGGACUCGGAGGAAGAUGACGAUGAGGAAGAUAUCGAGCGCGCCUCCGACCCCCUGAUGAGCAGAGACAUCGUACGGGACUGCCUGGAGAAAGACCCUAUGGACCGCACCGACGAUGAUAUAGAGCAACUGCUGGAGUUCAUGCACCAGCUGCCUGCGUUCGCCAACAUGACGAUGUCGGUGCGGCGGGAGCUGUGUGCCGUCAUGGUGUUCGCCGUGGUGGAGCGCGCCGGCACCAUCGUCCUCAACGACGGAGAGGAGCUGGACUCGUGGUCGGUGAUCCUGAACGGCUCGGUGGAGGUGGUGUAUGGUGAGGGCCGGGCGGAGGGCCGGGCGGAGGGAAGGGCGGAGCUGCUCUGUAUGGGCAACAGCUUCGGCGUCUCCCCCACGCUGGACAAGGAGUUCAUGAAGGGGGUCAUGAGGACCAAGGUGGACGACUGCCAGUUUGUGUGUAUAGCACAGCAGGACUACUGCUGCAUCCUGAACCAGGUGGAGAAGAACAUGCAGAAGGUGGAGGAGGAGGGCGAGAUCGUCAUGGUGAAGGAACACCGCGAGCUGGACAGAACUGGAACCAGGAAGGGACACAUCGUCAUCAAGGGCACGACGGAGCGUCUGACGAUGCACCUGGUGGAGGAGCACUCGGUGGUGGACCCCACCUACAUCGAGGACUUCCUGCUCACCUACCGCACCUUCCUGUCCAGCCCCAUGGUGGUGGGGGACAAGCUGCUGGAGUGGUUCCAUGACCCUAGCCUCAGGGAUAAGGUUACACGGGUAGUGCUGCUGUGGGUGAAUAAUCAUUUCAAUGACUUUGAGGGUGACCCUGCCAUGACCCACUUCCUGGAGGAGUUUGAGAACAAUCUAGAAAGAGAGAAGAUGUGCGGUCACCUGCGUCUGCUGAACAUCGCGUGCGCGGCGAAGGCGAGGCUCCGGGUGGUGACGCUGACCAAGCCGUCGCGGGACACUCCGCUGGCCUUCACGCUGCGCGGCGGCUCGGAGAAAGGGUUCCGCAUCUUCAUCGACAGCGUCCAGCCCGCCAGCAGGGCCGAGGAGGCCGGCCUCAAGAGAGGAGACCAGAUUCUGGAGGUGAACGGACAGAACUUUGAGAAUGUCCUGCUGUCCAAAGCCAACGAGAUCCUACGCAACAACACACACUUGUCCAUAACUGUGAAGACCAACCUGCUCGUGUUCAAGGAGCUGCUGGCUCGGCCGGAUCAGGAGCAGGAGCAGCAGGAUGCGGAGCAGGACGAGCCGGAGCGCAAGAACGGCGCGCCGCACAUCCCCAAGAUCGGCGACAUGAAGAAGGCCAGCCGCUACUCCAUCCCUGACCUGGCCGUGGACGUGGAGCAGGUCAUGGCGCUGGACAAGGCGGGCAAGAAGGCCAAGGCCAACUCCGUGGGCGGCCGCAACAAGCUCAAGAAGAUCUUCGACAAGACGCUCACCAGCAUCCUGCCCCCCAAGCCCUACAAUGACGUGGGUGUGGGUCAGUCUCAGGACGACAGCAUCGUGGGGCUGAAGCAGUCUAAGCAGAUCCCUCCUGCGCUGCCCGUCAGUGGAACUCUCUCGUCCAGCAACCCCGACCUGCUGCAGUCCCACCACCGCAUCCUGGACUUCAACAACCAGCCAGACAUGUCGGACCAGGUGCUGCGUGUGUUUAAGGCGGACCAGCAGAGUCGCUACAUCAUGAUCAGUAAGGACACGACGGCCAAGGAGGUGGUAGCACAGGCCAUACGCGAGUUCGCCCUCACGGCCGCCGCAGAAGCCUAUUCGCUGUGCGAGGUGUCCGUCACCCCAGAGGGCGUCAUCAAGCAGCGGCGCCUCCCAGAGCAGCUCUCCAAACUGGCCGACAGGAUCCAGCUCAGCGGCAGGUACUACCUAAAGAGCAACAUGGAGACGGAGACUCUGUGUUCAGACGAGGACGCUCAGGAGCUGCUGCGUGAGGCUCAGAUCGGGCUGCUCCAGCUGAGCACAGUGGAGGUGGCCACUCAGCUGUCCAUGCGCGCCUUCACUCUCUUCUGCGCCAUCGAGCCCACCGAGUACAUCGACGACCUCUUCAAGCUCCGCCGCGCAGUCUCCACGGCGACCGCCACCACCACCGCCGCCACGGCAACCGCAACCGCGCCCGCACCCGCCCAGCCGCCCGUGUCCAGCCUCAAGCGCUUCGAGGAGGCCAUCAACCGCGAGACCUUCUGGGUGGCCAGCGAGGUGGUGCGCGAGCCCAACCAGCUCAAGCGCAUGAAGAUCGUCAAGCACUUCAUCAAGAUCGCCCUGCACUGCCGCGAGUGCAAGAACUUCAACUCCAUGUUCGCCAUCAUCAGUGGGCUGAACCUGGCCCCGGUGUCUCGUCUGCGGGGCACGUGGGAGAAGCUGCCCAGUAAGUACGAGAAGCUGUUCAGCGACCUGCAGGACCUGUUUGACCCGUCCAGGAACAUGGCCAAGUACCGCAACCUGCUCAACAGCCAGAGCCUGCAGCCGCCCAUCAUACCACUCUUCCCUGUCAUCAAGAAGGACCUCACCUUCCUGCACGAGGGUAACGACUCGAAGGUGGACGGUCUGGUGAACUUUGAGAAGCUGCGGAUGAUCGCCAAGGAGAUCCGUCACGUGGGACGCAUGGCAGCCGUCAACAUGGACCCUGCACUCAUGUUCCGCACCAGGAAGAAGAAGUGGCGCAGUCUAGGGUCUCUGAGUCAGGGCAGUGCCAGCGCGGCGGUGCUGGAUGUGGCGGUGCCCGGCGGGCACAAGAAGCGAGUGCGGCGGAGCUCCUUCCUGAACGCCAAGAAGCUGUACGAGGACGCCCAGAUGGCACGCCGCGUCAAGCAGUACCUCAGCCACCUCACACUCGACACCAACGAGGACACACUCCAGACGCUCUCCCUGCAGUGUGAGCCUAGUGUCAACACACUGCCGAAGAGCGCGGGGGAUAAGCGGCGUCCCGACACGUCUCCAGUGGUGUCCCGUGCGGCCGCACACACACACACACACGCGCGCGCCGCGCCUCUCAAGGCCGGCCAGGCCCUCAGUGUGCCCUCCGUCGCCCUGCACCCCUCACGCAAGAAGGUGCCCGUCAAGGACCUGCCCCCCUUCGGCACGAGUUCUCCGCAGUCGCUGAAGAAGAUUUUGUCUCUGUCCGAGGAGGCCAGUGAUCGCCAUAGCGACCGCCACCGGAGACCAGCCGAAGAUGCCGUGUCCAACACCUCGUCCCCUCCCACCUCCCCACACAGCUCCCCCAAGAAAGGUUACGGCCGCGCGGGGGAUAACCUGUCGGACUCGGGCCACAGUGAGAUCUCGUCUCGGUCCAGCCUGGUCAGCACGUCGUCUCUGGACAUGCAGCACGACGACCGCCGCCUACGACACGCUCCGGACACACACCUGGGGCCUCGCCUGGAGCGCAGGGCCACCACCGACCCUGACCAGUACAGCCUGGGGUCCUACUCUGCACUGUAUACGGGGGCGACGGUGCUGUCCUCUCCGAGCUCUGAGGAGCUGACGCAGGACCAGGGCGAUCGCGUCUCAUUGGACGCCGCCGACAGUGGGCGUGGCAGCUGGACUUCCUGCUCCAGCGGUUCCCAUGACAACAUCCAGACCAUGCAGCAGGGCCGCAGCUGGGAGGCCAUGGGGCUGCUCAUCGGCGGUUCCCAUGACAACAACACCAACACUCCCCCACAGGGGGCGGGGGGGCUGUGGGGGAAGGGGGCGGGGCUAAUGGGUUGCCAUGACAGCGUGGGGGCGGAGCUCUGGGCUCCAGGCUCCUCCUCCUCCUCGGCGGCGUGCUGGGGGGAGGAGCCUGAGGGGGACACGGGCACCAUUAAGCGGCGCGGCGGGAAGGAUGUGGGCGGGGACGCCGACAGCAGCAGCAUCACCUCCGUCACCUCCACCGGCUCCGACAGCCGCCGCCCCUCCCCCAUCACCGCCGGCAACGGCAACAGCAACGCCAAGGCCAACGCCAGUCGUAAGGAGGGGCGGUGUGUGUACCGUGACCCCCCUCCCACGCCACCCGGGUACACGGCCCUCACCCUGUCAGAUGGCACCACGGAGGGCAUCGCGCCCGCACACACACACACACACACCCUCACACACACACACGCCGGCCGCCGGCCGCCAGACUACACCACCGCGCUGCAGCGCUCGCGACUGGUCACACACUCGCCCGACUCCCAGCAGGCCCUCGCCGCCUCCGCCGACACACACACACGACACACACACUCCCAGGACGCAGGCGAGGAGGAGGAGGAGGAGGAAGAGGAGGACGAGGAGGACGAGCAGGUGUCUGCAGUGUGAGUGUGUCUGUGUGUGUGUGUGAGGGCAGGACACACACUGACCAAUGCCCAGUGGUGCUGCCCACCUGCCGUUUGCUGAUUGGGUGGAUUCAUCUCUCUUCUCCGCCUUAAACACGCUGUGGGCGUCGGCCUACUGUGAAGGACAGGAGGAGGAGGAGGGGCUUAGAGAAGAAACAGGAUCUCAAACACAAUGCCUGCACUUUGGAAAUAUGACAAGACUACAAAAACUAUUUCACUUAGACACACACGCACACACACACAUACAGAGAGAGCGCGGUGCGACAUUCAUGUUUGAAUAAUAAAUUUGAAGAAAAACUGCGAACGAACUUCUGUUGUCCGGACAACAGCAUUCCUGAGGCCACUCCCACUCUGGAGUCAUCAGUCAUCUGCACUUUUUAAACUGUUUUGUAUCAAACACACACACACACACACACACACUGAAAUUCCAGCUCUCCCACUGGACACUCUGCACUCUGUGAACACCAACCUUCAUCAUCAUCAUCAUCAUCAUCAUCAUCAUCAUCACUGCAGUCAUCAUAUCAGAGCCAGUUCUGUUUCAGGAGAAUGUGUUUUAAUUGGCCGCUGUUGCUACCUGACCCUCCUCCCCAUUGGAGCAGGAGGUCUGGGGGCGGGAUCCUGGUGUCCAAUCAUGCACUCA